This is a messenger RNA of Yarrowia lipolytica CLIB122, 4185 nucleotides long. RefSeq lists its product as uncharacterized. Gene Ontology annotation, cellular component: transcription factor TFIIIC complex. Gene Ontology annotation, molecular function: DNA binding. NCBI's taxonomy places the organism in Eukaryota, Fungi, Ascomycota, Dipodascomycetes, Dipodascales. Gene Ontology annotation, biological process: transcription initiation at RNA polymerase III promoter; 5S class rRNA transcription by RNA polymerase III. The record is from RefSeq and is a predicted model, not a curated record.
AUGAGUUCCCCCGACGAGAUUGUCGACUAUCUCGUGGAAAACGUGGCCCUGUUUGGUCCCGGAGGUGUAACCCUCCCCCAAUUGUGGACACUCUCCUACGACAAGGUUCCAAAUCUCACGCCCAAACUCCAGCAAGUGAUUUGGAAAUGGCUCAUGAACCAUCCCAGUAUGGUCGUUGGAGUCAACGGAGAAGACGAGACCGAGACCGUCAACAAACUUGAUUACAAAACUCUGCUCGAGACAUACCCCCAGGACUCGGUUCAGGUGUACGCUGACGAAGACACCCAGUGGCGUACUUUGACGGGCAGACCCAAGAAGAACAACCCCAUUGGAGCAUUCCCCUUUGAAGCACUGUGUGUUGUUGCCGCUGCUCGAGAAGAUGGAGCUACCGCUGUGCAGAUCACCAAACAAACUGGCCAGGAUGCGCGAUCCAUCUUUGGGCGGGUCAACGCACUCAUGGAGCAGGGUCUGGUGUCUCGUUUCCCCUACUAUGCCGGUCACAACACGAACCUGAUUGUGUACCGAUCGUUUGUGGCUGCCAACAGAAGAAAGCUGGGUAUCACUACCGGCAAUGCUGCUUCGUCUGGAGCUGCAGGAGUGGAUAUUGCUGAUUUCCGAAAACGGCUGGUUGAAGCUACUUUCAACGCUCAUAACAGAAUCAGACAGUACCUGGACCUAAGAGACGAAAUGGGCUGUGGCAAGACCCGACGUCUCAAGUCGUACUUUGCUCGUGCUGUGCGUCAGCUGGAGGCUAAUGGCUACCUCAAGCGAGUCUAUGUGUACCCCGACCCUAGCAAGGAUGAAAAGUACUACUGUCUCAAAUUCCUCAAGCCUUAUGUCAACACCACAGAUAUGGCUGGUGUCGAUGAGGAUGACGACGAAGAGGAGGAAGAGGAAGAGGAAGUCGAGCCUGAAGAGGAGGAGAAGAUUAUGGGCUCUUUGGAUGUUAUGGACGACAGUGCGGGAAUCAAGAUGGAAGACGUUGGAGAGCCCUUGCUGCCCGAAGAAAACUCUCAUAUCAUUUCGUUCAACCGCUUCUACCCCCUCAUCAACCAGAUUUUCAACCUCACUCAGAUUCGAGGCUCCCAUGGUAUCCCUGCCAUGGAGCUGUGCCGUUUGACUGCUGGUAUCUCGUACACCCGUAUGUUUUCGCGGUACUUGGAAGGCUUUGCCGAGCGAACCACCAAGAACAAGACGGUCAAGAACAAGUCCGACCCCGAACUGCAAUACUUGAACCUCAUUCGGGGUCUGGAUGUGAAUGCCAGAACCAAGUACUAUCGGUACGUGACCGAAAUGGACUAUCGGGCCUUUGUCGGAGAGGCUGCCGAUCCCGCCUGGGGUAAGUUUCGACCCCUUCCUACCUCUGGGGCCAAAGCUGCUGCCAAAAUUUACUCUUCUCUGAGCGACAUGCAACAUAAACUUGGCUCUGAGAUCCCUGGAGUCGUCCUGACAGCUACUGUGACUCUCCCCGAUGGUUCAGAGCAUCAGUUUGUCACCUUCAGAGGCUACAAUGUGACUCCUGCUGCUGGCGUCAAGAUUUCUGUCCAGCAGGGCAGUGGAGAAGGUAGACCCAGAGGCAGACCCAGAAAGCGACCUGUGGACGAUGACACUGCAGCUCCCGGAGACAAACCUCCGCCCAAGAAGCGUGGCCGAAAGUCCAAGGCUGAGCAUGAGCGGAUCAGACUGGAGAAAGAGGCUGCUGAAGCUGCUGCUGCUGCUGCUGCUCUGGAGGCGGCCAGUCGAACCGUAAAUGAAGCCGAGGCAACAACCGGGGAAACCACUGAACAGGCUGAUUCAGCUACUGUUUCUUCCGUGGCCGAGGCAGCUGUGGCAGCGGUGUUGGCCGAAACUGACCCCGUGGAAAUCGCAGUCAGACAAGAAGCCGAGGCCGAACAGGCUGCUGCGGAGACGACAGAGCCCGAACCUGCUCCGGGGCGCCUUACUUCUCGAGGAGUUGUUUCUUUCGCAGCCAUGGAGCGAAAGUCUCGUAUUUUGAAACUUCUUUCUGCCAACAACGGUGUUCUGGAAGGCGGUAAACAGCUGGAGAUUAUGUUUGACGCAUCGUAUUCGCGAUCCCGAAACGGAAAAGUGGACUCCAAGACUCUCAACAGAGACAUUAACCAGCUGGAGGACGACGGCAAGGUGUAUCGUAUUUCCGUCAACGUGGGCAAAAGCAGAGACUCGGCCAUCGUUCGUUGGAUGGUUGUACACUCUUCGCUGCCUAGAGACGCUCCCCAGGUGCAGGAUCUCAAGGCUCAAUUGAUCCAUCGAACCAAGGUCGCUAGUGUGCCUGCCACUCACAAUCCCAUCCGAGAAUCGCUGUCAGGGGCCUUCAAGUUGUACCACAACCCUGUUGCGAACCCACGACGAUCGUUAGGCAACGAAGACAAGUCCCCUCAUCGAGUUCAGGAGCCUGGUAGUGACGGAAGAUGGAUUAGUGAUACUCGCAAAGUUGUGCCUCGGAAGAGAAGAUCUCUGCGGCCCUCCAAUAUCGACCCUCAGUACGAUUACACCGACCAGGAGCCGCAUCAGGGUGCCGGCUCUUCUUCCACUUAUCCUCAUCAACAGUACCAACCCCAAUACUCCAUGGACUAUGCUCAGGAGUACUCCACUCAGCAUCCGGCUUACAACAGCUUGAACAACCAGUUUACUGGUCUGGAUGACAGCAUGAUUGAACCUGAGAUGAUUGCCCAGGCUACUCUCCAGAGCCAGCAGCCCAAGAGAAAGAGCCGCAAGGGCGACAGAUUGCCCAGCUCGGAUCCCCUCAAGAUUCUCGAGCACGGAAUCAAGCGGAAAUCCAAGCUCAAGAUUGGCGCCACUCCCUCCGUGUCUCGUUCUCGGAUGUCUGGAGCCCGGCGAUACGAUGUGGAGGACAAUGAAAAGUUUUUCCGGCUCACCAUUGUCGCCCGAUCGUUCCACGGAGGCUCUAUUCCCUGGCAGGCUCUCGCCGGGCCUCUCAGACUACCUUCUUAUGCUGCUAAGGCCAAGUGGCCUCGAGUCAGAGACAUUAUGGGCGGUGCAAAGGUGGUUCCGGCUGCAAUUGAGCAGUUUGAAGACUUUUUCUAUGAGCAAUACCGCAAGGGAACCAUUGCUCCAUUUUCGCGGCUAGAAGAGGUGAAUCUCGAGGAGCUGGCGGAUCUCUGGCAACAGCAUGAACCCGAGUUGUUGCCCGAUACCACCGCCACGUCGUUCCCGCUACUCGAGUCGUACGAAGACAACAGAAAACGGUACCACAUGUCUGUUCCUCUGGAUUUCGAUGACACGGAUCCCAUCGACUCGGUCCUGUCUGUCCAGUCCAUGGUAAAGACCGAGGAGGCACUCACAAACUCGCCUUUCCUGGUCAAGAAGACCCCUGUGUACGUGGACCCCAACCCUGAGGCUGUUCAGAACGCCAUUGCUGUCAUCAAGUCGAUUAUCGUCUCUGAUGAUGCCACCUACGAUGAACAAGCUGCCAAGGAGCUGCUGACUCCAUUCGGAGAACAAACGGUUGCCGAGGCAGUCAACCAGCUCGAUAAGCAAAAAGUGGUCAACUACAUUCCUCGAGAUAUGGAGAAACGCAACCCUGGACGAAACUUUGCGUUUUCUGACAAGUUCUGGAACGCUGUCAGUGUGCGGUUUGCUGCCGGUCUGGAAGUGUUCAACGAGGCUCUCAACUUUGACAAGUCCAUGAGAGAGUGUGUCAACUCGUCCCGUGGUCUUGUCAUGUCUCGUUUGGCUCCUGACGGAUCGAUGAUGGCCAUUCUGGACCUGGUUUACCAUAGAAUCAUUGAUACGGUCAGAGUUAACGAUACGAUCGGCUCUCUGAUCAAGGGCUAUGUGUCUCGGUCAGUCGAUAAAGACAAGCUCGACUGUGACAUUAUUUUCCGGGGCUUUGAGUCCUUGUCUCUCAAUGACGCGGCUCAGAGUGUAGAGGUGGCUCCUCCUACCGAGGGGCUGCGGAUCUGGAAGGGUAUGCAUGGAGAGGUAAAUGAGCCCAUUUGGAAGCAUCUGACGUCGCUGUUUGCGCUGUCCGUGGCUCUUCGGCCUGGUGUCACUGUUGAUCUGCUUGCUGUGGGACUGGUGAACAUUCUUACCCAUCAAGAGAUUGAGGAUGUCAUGCAGUGGCUCUGCGAGAAGCAGUGUUUGAGAAAGGGCGAGUGUGAUGGAUAUUGGUUGAUGCCAGGCUGGUAUAAUGUGUUCGCCUGA